AUGUACGUCGAGCAUCGUUCUGAUGUCCAUCUCAUUCCUCCACUGGAUGGCUUAGUGAAAAGCGCCAGGCAAUGGGUAGCGACGGCUACCAACGACGUUGUUGUCAUGGAGCACGCCUCGAGUCACGACGUUAGUGACGCAUACGCCGAUGCAACAUCUCCAUACCCACAUCCUCGGGGCUCAACCACUGCGAAAGAGAGCAAUGACAAGGGCGGUCAUGGAGAAAGUGAUGCAGCUGUCCGUGUGCAGAACUCUGAAGUCGAUACAGAUCAUGAUCAGAUUCAAUAG
Molecule: messenger RNA, 288 nt
Organism: Exophiala oligosperma
Lineage: Eukaryota; Fungi; Ascomycota; Eurotiomycetes; Chaetothyriales; Herpotrichiellaceae
Exons: 2
Coding region: 1-288 (95 amino acids)
Source: RefSeq, a predicted model, not a curated record